AUGUCUUCUCGUGGACACUCUGCUCCGUGGCAGCGAUCUAGAUGGCAGUCGACUUUGUGGACUGACCGCGACAUGAUCGACGAAGACCCCAGCUGGGCCCACAUGGAAACUUCGAACGAGGAUUGCCUUGUCCUGGCGUCAGCGACUUCCACGGGCAUCGGUUUCACACUGGGGGUUCCAGAGCAUGAAGACUCACUAUACCGCGAAAGGUAA
This is a messenger RNA of Penicillium diatomitis, 213 nucleotides long. RefSeq lists its product as uncharacterized. The record is from RefSeq and is a predicted model, not a curated record. Bases 1 to 213 code for a protein of 70 amino acids. NCBI's taxonomy places the organism in Eukaryota, Fungi, Ascomycota, Eurotiomycetes, Eurotiales, Aspergillaceae. The transcript is spliced from 2 exons.